ACUUGGUCUGUCAUCAAUAAUUUAUGGCAGCUAUUAGUCCUAGCUCCUCGUCCUCUUCCACCCCCAUUAUGAGGUAUUUCACCGGUUUGUCUCUAAUUCUAAGCCUGACUCUGUGUUCUUUGGACAAGGGCUUUGCCUUAGCAGAAGGAGAUUCAAAAGAACGUCUCCUUCAUCAUCAAUACACCCACACAGUUGAUCUCCGCUCUCUACUGCCAGCAACCACCUGCAGCCCCUCCACCAGAGGUAAUAAAAGUAUGGCAUCUCUUGAAGUGGUACACAAGCAUGGGCCAUGCUCUCAUCUUCCUCAACUCAAAGCGACUGCUAUGAAUCACACUCUAAUUCUCGAGCAAGACCAAACGCGAGUCAACUCAAUCAACUCCCGGAUUUCCAAGAAAUUGAACGGCAAUGAGGAUCUAAGCCAAUUGGAGGCCACCACCGUUCCGGCCCGGUGGGCAAGCAGCCAAAAUGCAGGCAACUACAUGGUGACGGUGGGAUUGGGCACACCUAAAAAACAACUUUCACUCGUAUUUGACACCGGAAGCGACCUCACUUGGACUCAAUGCCAACCUUGUUCUGAAUCUUGCUACCCACAAGAGGAGCCCAUUUUCGAUCCCUCGGCCUCUUCCUCAUAUACCAACGUUUCCUGUAACAGCACAGAGUGCGUCCAACUCAGGACAUCUACGGAAUCUGACAAAUGCUUAGGAGACACAUGCCCAUAUUCCGUGACGUACGGAGACUCAUCUUACACCACUGGAUAUUUCGCCACAGACAAGCUGACCUUAACUCCUAACGACGUGUUCGAUGGGUUCUUCUUCGGCUGCGGCCAAGAAAACGUAGGUUUCCACGACGGCUCGGCCGGUUUACUUGGUCUCUCCCUCAACAAGUUCUCCAUCGUCGAACAAACCGCACAAAAGUACAGCCGCUUCUUCUCCUACUGUCUGCCACCAACCGCAAGCUCCACCGGUUACCUCAGCUUCGGCGCACCCAGUGGAGCUUCCAAUGCUGCCGUCAAAUACACGCGAAUCACUAACUUAUCCUCGAGCUUAGAGCUUUACUGCCUAGACCUGGUUGGAAUCAAUGUGAAUGGACAAAAGCUCUCAAUUCCUGCUUCGGUGUUUUCGUCGCCAGGGACGAUCAUCGACUCCGGGACCGUCAUAUCGCGACUGCCGCCCACCGCGUAUACCGCUUUGCGGGACGUGUUUCGGGCAGCGAUGAUAAGCUAUCCGUUAGUUCCGGGGCCGGAAAAGCUCCUAGAUACAUGCUACGACCUUAGUGGCUAUCCAACGGUGACGUAUCCGAAAAUAGAAUUUGUGUUCGGCGACGGGGUUACGUUGGAAUUGGACGCAACCGGCAUUGUCUACCUUUUCGACGGUUCGAAUAAGCAGGUUUGCUUGGCUUUUGCUGGGAAUGAUGAUGCUAAUGACAUUGCGAUUUUCGGGAAUACUCAGCAGAAGAAUAUGGAGGUGUUGUAUGACGUUGCCGGAGGGAGAGUUGGAUUUGCUCCCGGCGGUUGCUGAUGAAUGUUUCAAAGUUAUAUUUUUGCAUGCAAUUUAUACGAAAGACUAUAAAUUGUAACCGAAUCGAAGUUCCUAGAGCAAACACAAUUUACAAUAUCAAAUAAUAAGGCACUAGAGGCUUCUCUAGGAACUAUAUUGGUCCAAAAAGCGCCAUCAUUAAGAUUAUAACCUAAGUUGCUGUAAGUUUGCCUCGUUAAAGAUAUAUUAUUGCAUGCAAUUAUUGUACUGUACUAUUGUACGUUUAGUGUUUUGGCAAUAUUGUAAUAUUGAACAGUACCAUAUA
This is a messenger RNA of Rosa rugosa (rugosa rose), 1800 nucleotides long. RefSeq names its product aspartyl protease family protein At5g10770-like. Gene Ontology annotation, molecular function: aspartic-type endopeptidase activity. Bases 24 to 1517 code for a protein of 497 amino acids. The record is from RefSeq and is a predicted model, not a curated record. Gene Ontology annotation, biological process: proteolysis. The transcript has 3 exons. Lineage: Eukaryota; Viridiplantae; Streptophyta; Magnoliopsida; Rosales; Rosaceae.